AUGGUCAUGACUGCAACGAGACACAGAGGAAAGAUGUUCUCCUUGAUCUUAAUUGCCAUGACUGUUUUCCUGCAACCAUCCCAACAAUCCACAAACACACCCCCUCCCCCACAAAUCGUCCUGGGUGCCAUUGAUGUACAGACGAACGAGGUUGAGGACAGACGUGUCAUGUUGGGCCCUGCACCUUUGGUCUCUUGCACGGACGAGGACCCGGCCAGGGCGACUAUCCAGUCAAUAUCUCCCAACUCACAAUGCGGCCUCAAGUGUUUAAGUCUGGAGCCAUGUCCAGGUGGCAGCAACACGUCAGAAUUCUGCCUGUUCUACGUGCCAGGACAAGGUAAAUACAACUACGCUAGCGUACCCCAGUAUAAUCUGAUUAUUGCUUGUACAGACGAUGUGGAGAAACCAACAGCAGUGCCUCUGAUCAUGAGGAUCGCUCCAAACACCCCGCCAGACUGGGAUCCGUCAACGCCAAUAGUUGACACAAAAACAGUCAGUGCGACGACGCUUAAGGCUGGGGUACCCAUAUAUACUCUCAGAACCAAAGAUAUCGACGACGACGCCGUCUAUUACACCAUGACGACCGACCCCAACACCCCGUACCUUAAUAUUGGAUACGCUAAUGGAGAGAUUACUUCCAACACGGACGGAAGGUUCAUCUGUACAGACAAGAUUCGAGCCAUGGUGACCGCCACCGACAAACACAACCCACCGAUAGGGCCUUAUAGAGUGGAUUUUACCUUCAAUCCGACGAACACAGUUCCCUAUGUAUCUAACCUUGACGCCACUGUCACCAUCAACGAGAAUGUCGGGGUAGGGUUCACGGCCUAUGACAUUAAGGUGAUUGAUCCUGUAGAGUCAUCUCGACUGACAGUGACCAUGAGAUCACAAACUGACUCCGGCAUGGAACAAUAUACGUUUGAACCCAACGGCAAAGGUGGGACAGUGAAGACAAAAAGAAACCCAAACUUUGAGCAAAAAGACACCCAGCGCGUCACUCUCUACUUUGACGUCGAUGAUGGCUUCUGCAAAGCUAACAAGACUUAUUCACUGACAAUCAACACUGCAGACGUCAACGAGCAGCCGACUUUAUACCCAAGUACCCUCCAGAGCUUGGAGGUGUACGAAGGAUAUAUAAACAUCCCAACGGGACUUCAAAUAUUUGAUGAGGACACCAACGACAAGUGUACAUUCUCCUCAGCUGGCGGAUCGAAAGAAUUCGCCGUUGAUAAAGACACUGGCAACAUUUACUCUGUAGGAGAAAUAGAUAUUGACAAGAACACGCCAUUUAAGAAAUUCAAUCAAAUGGUCAAAUGUACUGACGAAGGUGGCAAGACUACGACGUCCAAUCUCGACGUCGUUGUCUAUGACGCCAACGAUCAGUACCCCAUCUUCAACAGUAACUCCUUCACGUUCGCCGCCACAGAGUGCACGCCCCUAGGAACUGAAUUAGGAAAAGUGGCCGGCAAGGACGACGAUUCCAGUCACAACCACAACAAUUUCAUCUACUAUGGUGGCGGGGCAGGUAAAGUCACCGUCAUGGCGAAGGGCAGCGUCGUCCUCACCCAGCCAUGCGUUAAUGGCGAAACAUCCACAGGUACAGCGACAAUCGCUGAUGAGGGUAUUUAUCCCGGACCACUGACAGGAACUCCAGCCACCAUAAGUUUUAAAUGUGGGCCAUGUCCACCGCCGCCACCGCCCCCACAACCGGCUCCUCCUGCCACACCAGCGCCGGCAGUAACAACUACAACAACAACAACCAAAAAGCCCACAGUAACAACGAAGGCUCCCACGAAAACUACACGUACAAAAGAGGAUGACAGCACUAGCAUUCUCCUCUCCUGGCUGAUACCGGCCAUCCUUGGUGGUCUGGUGUGGCUAGCACUGACAGCGUUUCUGAUCUACCGCUAUUGCUGUCCUUGUCGAAAUCCGUGUGCCGGAUUCUGUAGGAGAAG
This is a messenger RNA of Candidula unifasciata, 1955 nucleotides long. Lineage: Eukaryota; Metazoa; Mollusca; Gastropoda; Stylommatophora; Geomitridae. The record is from the annotation of a GenBank genome assembly.